AUGGGAGCUUAUGGACGGCCAGUCGCUGAUAGUAACCAAACCAUCAUUGCCAUGGUGUCGCCAUUCCCCAGAGCACAUAGGAUGCAAUCAUUGUCCCCUUGGCGGGGUAAGGUCUGGCAAAAUCAGCUACUUCCGCACCGGUUCCAGAAGCAACAAUCGUUGCAGCAAUCGGGAGUAAUUGAGGGCCGUGAUGCGCUCCAGCGAGAUAACGAUACCGUCACUGACGCAGCAGCAACCGCGUCGACAAUCCACAGUGCCCAGGCUGUCGGACGCGCCUAA
This is a messenger RNA of Aspergillus tanneri, 279 nucleotides long. RefSeq lists its product as uncharacterized. Bases 1 to 279 code for a protein of 92 amino acids. The transcript is spliced from 2 exons. The record is from RefSeq and is a predicted model, not a curated record. NCBI's taxonomy places the organism in Eukaryota, Fungi, Ascomycota, Eurotiomycetes, Eurotiales, Aspergillaceae.